AUGGGUGGCUGUCUAUCAACCAAUCGAGGCCAUCAAGGACCGGUGCCUCCAGGCCAGAGACUCGACCGACCGCUCAAGCGUCCAAAGGACUGGCUUUACAAUACAGCUCAUGGACCAGCUCCCACUGCCUCCGCCCUUCAACGAUUACGAGAUGAUUUUUGGUUCACUCAAGUCUCGGGAAGGCCUGAGAUCUGGAGCACGAUCAAAGCAGUCUGCGAGAUGUUGAUGGCCGACAAGAGCGAUGCACAGCUGAAAACUGCGAGGGAAAUGCUAGCUGCUGCCGAGAUUACUCUCCCCGAUGGUACCUUCAUCGGUGGCGCCUGGGACAAAGCAGGGAACAAUUACAUAGUUCCCCGUCACAUUAUUUCCAAUCCUAUGAACGUUCGUGCAGCAUCCAUACCAAGAAAUUCAAGCGACAGUUGGGAAUCGAGUGAAUCAGGCAAAGCAAGUAUGUCUGGAGGACCAGGUCCAAGCGAUAGCGUCACCACCAUAUCUUAUAUGAUCAAGUUCCGAGUUCAAUAUGGUCACGAUGCCAUAGACGUUACGAUGCAAGCCUGGAGUGACGAAAAGGUGAAGAAAAUCGCAAAACGUCUGGUCAAAAAAGCCGGUCUCUCCACUGACACCCACAAGGCUUCUGUAUUUAUGGAUGGUAAACCGUUCGACUUGAAGAAGAAGUUGAAUGAUCCUGGUCAACCAGCAUGGCUGGCAAACCGCAUCCUCCAGGUCUUCAUCCGACCAACCACUGAUCCUCAGUCAUCUCCAUCGCCUCCCGACCCCAAUGACAAACUUCUAGUUCCUUUCCCUCCACCAGCACCACCUACAACUGCCCCAUCUGACCACCCAGAGGCAGGACCUUCAAUGCCCUCCGCAGAGAAUCAACCAGGGCCAUCUAAUCGGGAACAUAGUUCAGACUCGAAGUCAUCAGGGGAAAGUCAGACUCCGACUUUGGCUCCAGACCCUACAUCAGACUAG
This is a messenger RNA of Orbilia oligospora ATCC 24927, 972 nucleotides long. RefSeq lists its product as uncharacterized. NCBI's taxonomy places the organism in Eukaryota, Fungi, Ascomycota, Orbiliomycetes, Orbiliales, Orbiliaceae. The coding region runs from base 1 to 972 and encodes 323 amino acids. The record is from RefSeq and is a predicted model, not a curated record. The transcript has 3 exons.